UGGUAAAGGAUUUAUAUUCAUGCGCGUAUAAUAAAUGAUUGAUGUCUGAAACACAGAGUAUAGACAUGUGUGGUAUUAUACUAUUUUAAAUUAACAAUGGAAUUGCAAAGAUCAGUACUUGCAUAUCUGGGAGCUUGUUAAUGUGCAAGCAAGUUUUUGUAUUAAUGCAGGACAUUCAAUUGUUUUGAGGCUUGAAGCACUGCAACGCACUAGGAGGCUCAAGCUUGAUUUGGUGGAGGUAAAUUUUUUAGGUCUUUUUCCAUGCUAUCUGAGAAUUCAAAUGCGUAAACAGAAGCACUGAGUUGAAAUGGGCAAUGAACAAAAUAUUUUAGUAUGCUGAAGGCUUUAUUGAUUUUGGCUAUAUUUGUGGAACUAUUAAAGUAUUGUGUGAGGGUUGGACUUUGAGUCUUCAAUCUUAAGAUGAGGAAGAGAGACUUUGUCUAAUUUCAUUUGGCUAUAAAUUUUGAGCAAAAAUAAGAAGCUCUAUUUUCUUUCAAUGAAAAGAAGUAUCUCUCAUAUUUGGGCUAUAUACUUAACUUAUAUAAUGGUCACCUCACCUCUUUGCUGACAUAUAAUUUUUGUUUUUCUCAGAAACUCUGAGCACUAUGUUUAGCCUUGUAAAAAAGAAUAUGGGUAGAAUGGUUAGAUUCAGCACAUAAGAACGGUUCUACUGGCAUUCAUAAAUUAUACUAUGUAUAUUAGAUUUGUUUUUCUCAAAUCUUUCACUGCAGCCUCUAUGAUUUUGAUAAUGUUGUGCAAGUUCAGAAAAAUGCAAAACCAUCUGAUCUGCAAAAUUAUGGACUACCACAAGGAAAAGUACAAACAGAAAGAAAGGGAAAAGGAGUGUGCUAAUUGCAAGGCACCAUGUGCUUGCUGCUGUUUACUAGUAGAAAUUAUAGAUGAAGAUUAGGAUUUUGUAAAAGAAUAGGAGGGUAUAAUUUAAUAUUUUGUACCUAUUUUUGUUACUCUAAUUUAAAAAGAUAGUUCUCAUGUAUAUGAGUUGUUUUAAUGUUAUUUAUUGUGUCGCAUAAUUCAUAUAGCCGACGUCACCUAAUAGGAUAAGGUUUGUUGUUGUUGUUUUAAUAUAUUAUUUAUCACAUGCUGUCAGAGUUGAGUUUGAGAAAAAGGGGUGGCAAGGAAAUGUGCUUUUUCACAAAUGCUGAAUUAUAAGACCUGAAGAUGAAAGCAGAUGUGGUUAAAAAAAUAAUGGAGAAGGGCUACCCAGUGAAGGUGUGGGCAUCACAUAGAAGCAUGCAAAGUGUUCAAUAAAAUGGAGGUGAGAAAUCUGUACUCAUGGAAUAGUAUGCUUUCUGGGUAUGUUAAAUUAGGGAUGAUAAAUCAAGCUAGAAGAUGGUUCGAUGAAAUGCCUGAGAGGGAUUGUAUAUCUUGGAAUACAAUGGUCAUUGGUUAUGCACAGAAUGGGAACUUUGAUGAGGCUUUGGGGUUUUAUAGACAGUUGAGAAGAUUGUCUAUAGGCUAUAAUGAAUUUAGUUUUGCAGGUGUCUUGACCGCCUGUGUGAAAUUGAAAGAAUUUGAACUUUCAAGGCAGAUCCAUGGGCAAGUUUUAGUUGCUGGAUUUUCAUCCAAUGUGGUUAUAUCAAGUUCACUUCUUGAUGCAUAUGCAAAGUGUGGUGAAAUGGAAGAUGCUAGGAGGUUAUUUGAUGAAAUGCCCCUCAAGGAUGUUUUUGUGUGGACUACAUUAGUUUCAGGUUAUGCCAAUCAGGGGGAUAUGCAAUCAGCUACUGAACUUUUCCAUCAGAUGCCUCAAAAGAAUUCUAUUUCAUGGACAUCUUUGAUUGGCGGUUAUGCCAAAUUGGGUUUGGGUCAUGAAGCACUUGAAGUUUUUAGAAAGAUGAUCAUGCAUCAUGUUAAACCAGAUCAAUUUACAUACAGUAGCUGUCUAUCUGCUUGUUCAAUCAGCGCUUCAUUCAAACUCGGGAAACAAAUACAUGCUCAUCUAGUUCGAAAUAACAUCAGAAUUAAUAAUAUUGUUGUUAAUGGUAUUAUUGACAUGUACUCAAAAUGUGGCAGCAUGGAAAAUGCCAAGACAAUAUUCCAUGUCAUGGGAGAUAAGCAAGAUGUGGUGAUUUGGAACACCAUGAUUGCUGCACUAGCUCACCAUGGUUAUGGUAUGGAAGCAAUUUUGUUGCUGAAAGAACUGCUAACAUCGGGGGUGAAACCAAACAGGGUCACUUUUGUUGUCAUUCUAAAUGCAUGCAGUCAUUCAGGUCUUGUGCAAGAAGGAAUUGAGUUUUUCAAUUCCAUGAAUCGUGAUCAUGCUUUAGUUCCAGACGAAGAACACUAUGCAUGUCUUAUUGAUCUUUUGGGGCGAGCUGGAUGUUUCAAUGAAUUGAUGAAGCAUCUUCAGAAGAUGGAUUGUAAACCAGGCGAACAUGUUUUGAAUGCGUUGCUUGGUGUGUGUAGAAUUCAUGGAAAUAUAGACAUAGGAAGAGAAGCAGCCGAACACCUUAUUGAAUUGGAGCCUAAAUCUUCUGCCGCCUAUGUUAUGCUUUCAAGUGUAUAUGCUGUACUUGGAAAAUGGGAAUUGGUGGAGAAAGUAAGACAGCUUAUGGAUGAGAGACGUGUGAAAAAAGAACUGGCCAUUAGUUGGAUUGAAAUUGACAAUGAGGUCCAUGCUUUUACUGUAUCUGAUAUAUCACACCCUCUGAAGGAAACCAUAUACUUAGUUUUGGGGCACUUGAGUAACCAGAUGGAAGACAAUGUCUCGUUACCAAAGAUUCCUUUGUGAAAGUCAGUGAUCUUUUUAAUCAGUAGGUCAUUUUCUGGAAGAAGAGUUCCCUUAACGUUAUUCUUUUCUUUAUUGAUACCAGAUUUUGUAGCACCAAACCUCACAUAGGUGAUAGGCCUUUGAUCGAGACACAAAUAAGUCUUCACAUUGACAUACUCAAAAGACCUUGCCUUUAGGGAAAAAGAGCGAGGGAUGGAGGGGAAGGGAAUUAAUGUAGGGAAGGCUUGUAGAUUUCACGAAAGCUGUUAUGCUUCCUUUUAUUCCCAAAUUUUUUGUGUAUUUUUCUUUCAAAUGAUGAGGUAAAUUUCAAGAAGUUAGUGCAUCAUUUUCCCCCCUUUCCCAGGAAAUAAACACUAGCUUAAGAGAGGUUGUAUUAGUUGGUAGCACCACAGGAUUUGCUAUUUUCAAACUGGAAUAGAAAUAUUUGACUGUUAUUACU
This is a messenger RNA of Prosopis cineraria, 3188 nucleotides long. Its product is annotated as pentatricopeptide repeat-containing protein At2g21090-like. Bases 1271 to 2749 code for a protein of 492 amino acids. The record is from RefSeq and is a predicted model, not a curated record. Gene Ontology annotation, biological process: RNA modification. Gene Ontology annotation, molecular function: protein binding; RNA binding. Lineage: Eukaryota; Viridiplantae; Streptophyta; Magnoliopsida; Fabales; Fabaceae. The transcript is spliced from 3 exons.